AUGGGAUUUUGUUGGUAUCAGUGCUCCAGCGUCAGUGCUCCAGCGUCAGUGCUCCAGCGUCAGUGCUCCAGCGUCAGUGCUCCAGCCUCAGUGCUCCAGCGUCAGUGCUCCAGCCUCAGUGCUCCAGCGUCAGUGCUCCAGCGUCAGUGCUCCAGCGUCAGUGCUCCAGCCUCAGUGCUCCAGCGUCAGUGCUCCAGCCUCAGUGCUCCAGCCUCAGUGCUCCAGCCUCAGUGCUCCAGCCUCAGUGCUCCAGCCUCAGUGCUCCAGCCUCAGUGCUCCAGCCUCAGUGCUCCAGCCUCAGUGCUCCAGCCUCAGUGCCCAGCCUCAGUGCUCCAGCCUCAGUGCUCCAGCCUCAGUGCUCCAGCCUCAGUGCUCCAGCCUCAGUGCUCCAGCCUCAGUGCUCCAGCCUCAGUGCUCCAGCCUCAGUGCUCCAGCCUCAGUGCUCCAGCCUCAGUGCUCCAGCCUCAGUGCUCCAGCCUCAGUGCUCCAGCCUCAGUGCUCCAGCCAGUCAGUGCUCCAGCCUCAGUGCUCCAGCCUCAGUGCUCCAGCCUCAGUGCUCCAGCCUCAGUGCUCCAGCCUCAGUGCUCCAGCCUCAGUGCUCCAGCCUCAGUGCUCCAGCCUCAGUGCUCCAGCCUCAGUGCUCCAGCCUCAGUGCUCCAGCCUCAGUGCUCCAGCCUCAGUGCUCCAGCCUCAGUGCUCCAGCCUCAGUGCUCCAGCCUCAGUGCUCCAGCCUCAGUGCUCCAGCCUCAGUGCUCCAGCCUCAGUGCUCCAGCCUCAGUGCUCCAGCCUCAGUGCUCCAGCCUCAGUGCUCCAGCCUCAGUGCUCCAGCCUCAGUGCUCCAGCCUCAGUGCUCCAGCCUCAGUGCUCCAGCCUCAGUGCUCCAGCCUCAGUGCUCCAGCCUCAGUGCUCCAGCCUCAGUGCUCCAGCCUCAGUGCUCCAGCCUCAGUGCUCCGCCUCAGUGCUCCAGCCUCAGUGCUCCAGCCUCAGUGCUCCAGCCUCAGUGCUCCAGCCUCAGUGCUCCAGCCUCAGUGCUCCAGCCUCAGUGCUCCAGCCUCAGUGCUCCAGCCUCAGUGCUCCAGCCUCAGUGCUCCAGCCUCAGUGCUCCAGCCUCAGUGCUCCAGCCUCAGUGCUCCAGCCUCAGUGCUCCAGCCUCAGUGCUCCAGCCUCAGUGCUCCAGCCUCAGUGCUCCAGCCUCAGUGCUCCAGCCUCAGUGCUCCAGCCUCAGUGCUCCAGCCUCAGUGCUCCAGCCUCAGUGCUCCAGCCUCAGUGCUCCAGCCUCAGUGCUCCAGCCUCAGUGCUCCAGCCUCAGUGCUCCAGCCUCAGUGCUCCAGCCUCAGUGCUCCAGCCUCAGUGCUCCAGCCUCAGUGCUCCAGCCUCAGUGCUCCAGCCUCAGUGCUCCAGCCUCAGUGCUCCAGCCUCAGUGCUCCAGCCUCAGUCAUGCUCCAGCCUCAGUGCUCCAGCCUCAGUGCUCCAGCCUCAGUGCUCCAGCCUCAGUGCUCCAGCCUCAGUGCUCCAGCGUCAGUGAUUCAGCCUCAGUGCUCCAGCCUCAGUGCUCCAGCCUCAGUGCUCCAGCCUCAGUGCUCCAGCCUCAGUGCUCCAGCCUCAGUGCUCCAGCCUCAGUGCUCCAGCGUCAGUGAUUCAGCGUCAGUGAUUCAGCGUCAGUGA
Knipowitschia caucasica is the source of this 1665-nucleotide messenger RNA. The record is from the annotation of a GenBank genome assembly. Lineage: Eukaryota; Metazoa; Chordata; Actinopteri; Gobiiformes; Gobiidae.